AUGCGUAAAAAAUCUACGAGGCUGUUUGUGAAGAGCGCAUGGGAACUGCAGCCGGCAGCAUCAUCUUUCCAUCACCCCACGGUCAUGGAACGUCAUAUCCAGCUAUUCAUGUCCGUCCCCCGAGUCUUGGAGGACACCCCAUGAUGCUGCAUUACCGUGCCUAUUGUCGACCAGUUAAUAGGCCUAGCUAACCUUUUCCUGUCCGGUUCUCCUAUUCUUGGACUAGGAAGGCUUUUGUCGGAGGCCUAUGAUCCGCUAGACUUGCAAGUCCUGGAUCAGGUUUCUGCGUGUGCGCACCUUACCACGGGGCGUUCCCUACACCAUACGCGCCCUGGGCGACCCUUUUCACACUUGAACGGCUCCAAAACAUGUUCCAAAAGUGUUAUGAGGGUACCCAACAUUGUCAACAAACAAGGAGAUGUCAAAAGGGAGGAAGGAAUGGUCCCACUGGUCACUCGAAAUCCACUUUUUGCUUUUCGCCGUAUCCUCAUCCGAGCGGACCUCCGGGCGACCCUCUCAAGGAUGGUCGUUGAAGAGGAAGCCGAAACCGGCCUCCUGUCACUCGAUCGUCACCCGCUGAGUCUGGACCAGUCAUUGAGACCCAUUAUGACUGGUUAUGUUCCCACCCACCUUUGA
Messenger RNA from Nezara viridula (southern green stink bug), 636 nucleotides. NCBI's taxonomy places the organism in Eukaryota, Metazoa, Arthropoda, Insecta, Hemiptera, Pentatomidae. The record is from the annotation of a GenBank genome assembly.